AUGUGUCUUACUAAGUGCUACAACAUCUACAACAUUUGUCUUCCAUUGGACGUCACCGACGCCCGUAUCCUGAUCCACGACGGUCAGAUAAAAAGCUUUCAUGAAGACACCGGCCUGGCUUAUUUGCCUUGGGGCCCAGGUGAAUUCAGAGAGUUUCUCAACUGCUUUGUUCAUGCCAGAACCAACUGGCACCUGAAGCUCGAAGCCCAGGUAAUGUAUACUAAGAAGAUUAUGGCCAUUACUAAAAUUUAUGAAGCUGAGGAUGCUUAUAACUUGGCUAAGCUGCAGCUUCGUAGGGCCUAUAAGGUCCUUAAGGGCACUUCUCUUAAACAAAAGACGGUUCCUCAGUCUGAGGAAUCUAAACAGGCAAUGAAGGAGACUCUUAGUGCCAAUUUCGCUAAAGCUGUUGCUGAAGCAAAGAAAAAGGCUCAAAUGAAGGCUAUCCAGAGAAAAAUGAAGGCUUCUUCCCCCAAGGAACCUUCCAGUAUCUACUGGCCUUCUGACUUCUACAAGUACAAAGAGAUCACCAACGAGAAGAACGACCCAACCUUCUUGCCUGGUGAUUUCCAUAACUUCAGGAAGCUCCCUAAACAGAAAAAAAACACCUUCUUGCCUGCUGACUUCCCCUUGUUCAGGAAAACCAUGAACAAGAAGACCAUUCCUCUUUUCAUGCCUUGCGACUUCUUCAAGUUCAAGGAGUACUUCAAGGAACCUGAAGGUACCUCAUACUUACCAGGCGCCUUCCUCUUCUUCAGACACUUGUCUGUUAGAAGAAUCCUCAGGCAUUUCUUGCCUAGCAGCUUUGUUCAUUACAAGGCCUUGCAUUCACCCCAAGAAACCUACCUUCCAGGCGACUUCCCUCACUUCUACGAUACUUGGGUCCGUGACGAGUUCUCAGGUAAAAGGAAGCAAACCAGAAAUGGUUUCAAAAAGUCGAACAAAAUGGUUUCUAGGAAAUGCUCUAAGAGACAGAGGUUGAACACUCUUUCUGCUGCUGUUCGGAUGAAGGCACACCAGAUGUUCAAUCCUAAACCUGUUCACCCUGAACCUCUUCGCUUGAAGGAAAAUAGGCCAACUUUGGUCAGUUUGAAUCCACAUCUCGGGCGUUUUAUGAGAAGGGUGCAACCCGUCUCUGUCGUUUGA
Molecule: messenger RNA, 1143 nt
Organism: Candidozyma haemuli
Lineage: Eukaryota; Fungi; Ascomycota; Pichiomycetes; Serinales; Metschnikowiaceae
Exons: 1
Coding region: 1-1143 (380 amino acids)
Source: RefSeq, a predicted model, not a curated record